Chiloscyllium plagiosum (whitespotted bambooshark) is the source of this 1542-nucleotide messenger RNA. The record is from RefSeq and is a predicted model, not a curated record. NCBI's taxonomy places the organism in Eukaryota, Metazoa, Chordata, Chondrichthyes, Orectolobiformes, Hemiscylliidae.
AUGGAGCAGCUCCAACAAUUGAUGGAACAGCAGCAGAAACUUAUCAAGUUGCUCUCACUGCCUAUGGCCAACCAAGGUUUUACUUUGCCGAUAGGGUUCUCGUCUCCAUUGACUGGUCUUUCUGCAGCCUUGUCUCCAGGGAUCAACACAACUGCUUUUCAAUUCUCUGGCCCUUCUGCUAAUGAAAAUUCUUCAAAUGCUAAAGGAUCGUUUUGCAUUCCAUUAGUCCAAAUAAUCCAAUCCCCAGCACAAGAAAGUGCAUCCACAUCACCAAUUAGCAGUGAUCCUACUCAGACAGCAAUGUAUCCACCCCCACCUCAAAACUCAGGUGAUUCGAUGGCUGAAAAUUCUAUUUUGGUGCAGCAUUUGUCUAAUGAGAAACCUGAGAUACAUGUUUCCAGACUACAAUUGCAGAUGGAGGAGGCAGAAACAAGUCUAGAUGAGUGUAUUCCUGAGGAUGAAAACUGUCCUAGGAAUCUUUCUCCAAUCAAUGAGGAAAAAGGUGAACUACAAUUAGAGCAACAUGCUGUCACUCCAUUUGGCAUUCAAAGAAAUUCCAAGAAACCAGAGGGGCUAGAAGAAAGACCCAUCAGACCUGGAAUUAGUGAAAAGCAAAAGACUUUUGAAGAUUUUGUUGAAGAACUACUUAAGGUCGAUUCAGAAUUAAUUCAACAGGAUCCGCAGGAUAUUAAUGAAGUGAAGGUGGCUCCAAAAAAGACUUUCCUGAAGCGUGGAGAAGGCAUUGCACGCUUUGAGAAGAACAAAGAAAAUAUCCUCAAGGAAGAAAACAGGAGUCCAGUUUGCAAAUCCACCAAACAAUUUCCUAAAAAAGUUAGUUUUAGCAGUCAACACCGAUUUUCCUUACCCUUGCUCAAUGAGAAUAAAAAACAUCAGAACAAAAAGCAAUUAAUUUCAAAAAAACAAGUUGAUAGUUCAGAACUUGUGGAAUCAAAAGCAAUGAAGUCUGUCUGUAUUGAUAACUCCCUGGAAGAGACCAAAAUAAAGGAUCACACAUUGAAAGAAAAACUGGACGAAAUCAAGAAUAGUACAGAUGAGGGUAUUCAAAGUGACAUAAACGUAGCAGAACCACCAAUCAAAGUUGAAUCGCCUCAUAAAUACUCUGACAGAAGGAAGAGUGGAUGCCACCAUGUUCAGCAGGACAGUCAAGAAGAGGAUAUUACCACUCUAGAGGAAUCCCAAGGAAGAACUAGUAAAGGAAGUUUAAACAUAAAUGCUCUAGAAAAUCAGCACUUAAUUGGAGUUGAUUUACAAUUAAAGAAUUGCCCAAAUAGUUUUUCCCAUGAAAGCAUGGAGAGGCAGAACCAAGGCCAACAAAUUGGACAGAUUAAGAUGAACCAGCUACAGGAAUCUUCAAAUGAACAGCCAUAUUUCAAUAAGGUUUCUCAUCUGGAAUGCUUAAGUAAUAAGAGAACAGAAAAUAUAGACCAGACGACCAAUCUGGACCAACAGCAGGCAGAGAAAGCCCAAAAUGAAGAUAUAGCCAAGUGCAAAUUUCAGAAACCAGCAAAUAAAAGAUCAUGA